Molecule: messenger RNA, 1515 nt
Organism: Rotaria sp. Silwood2
Lineage: Eukaryota; Metazoa; Rotifera; Eurotatoria; Philodinida; Philodinidae
Source: the annotation of a GenBank genome assembly
AUGUUCAUAUCGAAUACGAAAUCCUUUUCAUCAGAUCCACGGACUGUGCAAAAUCUUUUUCAAUUUAUUGAAAAUGCAAUGAAUUCUCGAUCUAUAACUAAUACUGAUAAACGAUUAGAGAAACACACACUCUGUGCAGACCUAGCUGUGAUUGGACUUGAUAUAAUAAUUAAGAAAGCAAUAGAUAUGGAACAAGAGAGUUAUAAAUCAAAAUUAAAAAAUUCAAUCAAUGAAAUGAAGAAACGAAAAGAAAAUUUAUUGGAACAAUGUAGUGCUAUGAAUAAUUCAUUCGAAUUAGGACAAACACUAGCUAAAACAAUUGGAGACCAGAUCAUUACUGAUAUUGGUCGCCUUUUACAACGUAGAAUUGUAAAAGAUAUAAAUGAAGAUAUCGUUAAAAGUCAAUUUAUUAAUCAUGAAGCUAAACAAAAACAAGCCUAUGAAGAAAGUAUAAGUCAAGCCAAUGGUGAAAAUAUUCUUAAAUAUGUUUAUGAUAUAAAUCGUUAUUUUAUUGAAUUGAGCUUACAAGAAAUCAAAACAACAUUACAUGUUGUAACACAUAGUCAUACAUUAAAUUUUGAACAUUUGAUUCUUUUGAUCAUCGAUAAAGCGAAGAAGGUUGUUCUAGAAAGUGACUAUAAAGACACAUGCAAAUUAAAAAAUGAUAUAGAGACAGCGAUUCUUACUUUACCUGAUUUAAAACUAGAAGAAUCAAUUGAUAAAACAUUAUUUAAAGUAUUCUUUCUGAAUAAUCUGCUUUAUGUGCCAAUCCAAGAUAUUGAUCUAUUUAAACAAGGGUUUUCAAAUAUUUGCGACUAUUACAAAGACAUUAAAAAGCGAGUUGCAGAUUUAACAAAAAAUAUAAAAGCUGAAGCAUUCAAAAGUUGUAAACGAAACAUCUCAAAAAGGCUUGGAUGUCAAGCGCGAUGUCCUGGAUGUGGUGCUAAAUGCAGUAAAUCUGAACCUCAUGACGAAGAAGAGGUGGAAGUCUGGCAUGAUUUAUGUGAGAAAUGUUCACCUAACAAUUGCACUUGUCAACGUUCGAAUUCAAGUUCUGUAAAAACUCAUGAAACUACAUAUCAUUUAGCAAGUGCAUUUAAUGCAUGGAUAUACAUUAAAUCAAAGAAACCAUGUCUUGAAGUAUGCUAUCAACAUUGGACAACAGGAACGGUUGCUGUAUUGAAAAGUGCUCAGUCGUCUGACUCAAGUGAUGAAAAGAAGGAAGAUGACGAUGAGUAUGAAUAUAUAUUUCCGCGAGCUAAAUAUUUCAACACAAAGUAUCCAGCCUGGUACAAUAAUUUAAAAAAGCUAUCAGCCGAAGGCGAUGGAUGUAAGGAAUCGAUUCCACCACCUGAUCAAAGACGUGCUUGGAUGGUAGUUCGUCACACUAUUGUUAAUCAUCAUAAAGAUAGAAUGGUUGACAAUGAAGAAUAUGAUAAUAAAUUAUAUCCGUCGAAUGAUGAAAGUUUACCAGCAGAUUUUGAGCCAAACUGGAAGGAUAUAGAUUUUGCAUGA